Phaeodactylum tricornutum CCAP 1055/1 is the source of this 1427-nucleotide messenger RNA. RefSeq lists its product with no specific name. The coding region runs from base 136 to 1395 and encodes 419 amino acids. Gene Ontology annotation, molecular function: protein binding. The record is from RefSeq and is a predicted model, not a curated record. Lineage: Eukaryota; Bacillariophyta; Bacillariophyceae; Surirellales; Neidiaceae. The transcript has 3 exons.
CCUGAAAAAGGCCGACACUGCUUUGUCACGAUUGCGCGCUUAUACACUUGGAUGGCUUCUCGUCACGUCACUAACCUCCAUUUGAAAAGAGCUGUUGCUAGUGGAACAACACAACUUUGAACCAAGCAAACAAGCAUGGGCAAGAAAGCGAAAACUGGAAAAGGAAAGGAGCGUGCCCAGAGUCGCAAGUUAGACAAGGCGGAUCUACCUCCUCCACCAGCUCCCGUCCACGACGAACUUGGUUCUGCCAAGUUGUUGGACGAGCCCAAGGUCCCCGGUAGCGGCUACAAAGCUCUGGAUCGUGAGGGAUACGACGAUGGAGGUGUGGCUGACUUGACGUUAGUUAUUGACCUAGAGGACAGUGUCCUACGUCGCAAACGCGGUGAAAAUGCUUACUUUACCGCUCUCAAGUCUGACUUGCUGCCCCGCGUGACAACGGCGCAUUACGCAUCGAUGACCCGUCGUGACCAAAAGAUCAAGCUCGCUAAGCUACUUUUUUCGGAAGAAGAUGAGGAUGAGGAUGAUACUAAUCCGUCGGAGGUGUAUACGGAAGCCGUCUUUGAUGCGGACGACGAAGCAAGCAAAAAACGCCGCUUGGAACGUUUAAACUCGGCCAAGUUCGCCCUUCGGCUUAGUACAGUUCUCCGGGAACCUGCAUGCGCCAGUCUUAGUCUCUCCGAGAUCAGCAAGCGUUACCUUAGCUGCUAUGGAAAGGAAUACGCCGAGGCGGCACUUCGUUGCGCCGAUAAGGCUAUUGAAAUUGCGUCCGAUGGUUUCUAUGAUAUGGAUAACAUUGCGAUCGAGGCCAACGAGAACCCGACAAUGGAUCCUAAGUAUGAACAAAAUGCUACGUACCCUGGUCUCUCGCACCCCACCACUCUAAAGCUUCAGGCGCUCCGUGUUUCGCAGCUUUGUUUGCGAUCCGCCUACCUUCACCGCGGUAACGCUCUCGCGGCUUUGGAUCGCAAUGACGAAGCCCGGGAAAGUUACGAAAAGGUUCUCCCCAUGCUGGAAAACGAGCCUCGCUGUGGACGCCUAGAUUGGGAACGAAGUUCAAUUUUCGUCAAUAUCGGGAAUACAUUCAGUCGUCAGGGCAAUUACGCUAAGGCCAACGAACAGUACGAUAUUGCUGAAAAGCUUGGUAAGGAACACCUGGAGACGAAAGAGGGCAACCACGCCGAUGGUAUGGGCAUAAUGAUUGUCGGUAUGCGCGCUCGGUCAUUUGCACUGAAAAAGGCAGGUAAGGACGAUGAUGGCAAGAAGCAAAUGCGGGAGGUCCUUGAAUUGCAGAAGAAGCUUAAUGUCGAACUGGAGAAUCAAAAGGAAAAACAAAAAGCCGAGGCAGAAGCUGCUCAGGAAGCUGCACAAGCCAAACAGCAGAUGGCUGUCCAAUAAUCCUCUACAAAUAUAGUGCAUACUUGAAAAGU